AUGACAGUCGACUUCAUUUUAAACCAACCAAUGGAACCAUUAAAAAAAUUUGAUGGUAUUUUCUCUGAUGUUUGUUUUAAUCAAAGAACCAAAGAAUUCUACUACACCUAUCUUGAUACCCUCAACUCCGAAACCCAAAGACUCAGAAGCUUUUUAAAUUCCUCCAAUAGUAGUUUAUCUAGUAGCUCUUCCUCUAUUGAUAGUUUAAUAAGUGCUUGUCAAGAAUUCGAAAAAAAUAUAUAA
This is a messenger RNA of Dictyostelium purpureum, 243 nucleotides long. RefSeq lists its product as uncharacterized. The record is from RefSeq and is a predicted model, not a curated record. The transcript has a single exon. Bases 1 to 243 code for a protein of 80 amino acids. NCBI's taxonomy places the organism in Eukaryota, Evosea, Eumycetozoa, Dictyosteliales, Dictyosteliaceae.